AUGAAAAGAAAACCAAAGCUCACACUUAUUUUUGACGAGGAAAAAAGAAAAGAAUAUCUUACAGGGUUUCGUAAACGGAAGCUUGAACGUAAAGAAAGGGGACGUAAAGCAGCAGAAAAACAAUUAAAAGAUGAAAUUAAGGCUGUUAAAGACAAAUAUAGGGAAGCUGCUCGUCAAAAACUUGAAAAUAUCCAGUUGCCUGGGACGUUAGAUUGUGUUGAAAACAUCCUUUCCAAUGACAAACAGAUCAUCGGAGACCAAAGUGUUGUUAUUCAAGAAUUAGAUUUAUGUAAAACACAUUAUUUCAUGGGUACUUGUAAGGAACCAAACUCUCAACCAAUCAUUUCUAAUGAAGACCUCACCAACAAUGAUCUACAUCAAAUAUUACAGCCGUAUGGUAAAGUGGUCAGAGUAACUGUUGUAAAAGACAAAGAAAGUCGUAAAAGCAAAGGUGUUGCAUUUGUCUUGUUCUUAGAUAGAAAUGAUGCUUAUAACUGUGCAAAUAAAUUAAAUAAUACUCAGAUGUUUGGUCGUACAUUGAAAGCAUCAAUCGCUCGAGAUAAUGGUCGAGCUGCUGAAUUCAUUCGUAGACGAGAAUAUCCUAAUAAAUCUCGAUGCUAUGAAUGUGGCUCGUUCGGACAUCUUAGUUAUAAAUGUGAAAAGAAUUCAUUGGGUGAACGUGAACAACCAGUAAAGAAACGUAAAGUUCGAAAGAAACUCCAUUCAGAUUCAGCGACAUCAAAUUUACAUGGUAGAAAUGGGCCAAUGGAUCCCGAUAAUGACAAUGAUAAUAAUAAUAGCGAUAAUGAAGAUAGUGAAAUUGAUGAUCAAUUGGAUAGUUGGAGUGCAGUUGUACAACAUCAAACAGAACUCUACAAUAGACAAUCAUCAUCAUCUCAACCAACUAUAAAGAAAUUAUGUAUACGUCAAAAUUCAUAUUUUUCCGAUGAAGAAGAUGUAGAUGAUUGUUAA
Messenger RNA from Schistosoma turkestanicum, 972 nucleotides. Lineage: Eukaryota; Metazoa; Platyhelminthes; Trematoda; Strigeidida; Schistosomatidae. The record is from the annotation of a GenBank genome assembly.